AUGGGUGUGUUCACUCACUUCGUACGUGAGGCACAAUUCUCCUGGACGUUCGCUCGGCAUCUCUUUCCGGGGAAGCCCAGCUGGACGGCCGACCACCUACCCGACCUCUCAUCGAAGGUCUUCGUCGUCACUGGCGGAAACACCGGGAUUGGACGCGGGACGGUCAGGGGCUUGCUCCUUAAAAACGCGAAGGUUUACAUCGCCGCACGCUCGAAGGACAGAGUCGAACACGCGAUCACGGAGCUGCGCGAGGAAACGGGCAGGGAGGCGCUCUUCCUGCAGCUCGACCUGGGAGACCUAAGCUCCGUCAAGAAGGCGGCUGAAGAGUUCAAGCAGAGAGAGUCGCAGCUUGACGGCCUGAUCUUGAACGCAGGCGUCCUGUAUCCGUCGAAGGAUGCGUUAACGGCUCAAGGAUACGACGCGACCAUCGGCGUCAAUGUCGUCGGCCACUUCCUCCUCCACCGCCUGCUCUAUUCUCUGCUGUCGGCCUCUGGUCGCGAGUCUGACACAUCCCGCGUCAUAUGGCUUUCUUCCAUUGCAAGUUACAAGCCGCACUCGCUCACCUAUGAGACGUUCCGCGAAGGCCCGGAACGGCAGCACGUGGACUCUAUCGAGAUGUACGCAGAGAGCAAGGUCGCGGUCGUCAUGCUGAGCACGUAUCUCGCCAAGACCUGCGUGGAAGACAAUGUCAGUUCCAUCGCCGUUGAUCCAGGAAACAUCAAGAGCGAAAUUUACCGUUCCAGUCCGUGGUACCUGAAGCUAUGGGUAAGUGCUCUUGAUUGGCUCUACUGGUAUCCCGUCGAGUACGGCGCUAUCAGCUCCCUGUACGCGGGCGCUGCACCGGAAGGGGCUGGGUGUAACGGAAAGGUAAGUGCGAUGUGGCCUCGAUCGUUCGCGUGCUUUCGUGCGUCAGUCUAA
Trametes versicolor FP-101664 SS1 is the source of this 918-nucleotide messenger RNA. RefSeq names its product NAD-P-binding protein. The transcript has 3 exons. The record is from RefSeq and is a predicted model, not a curated record. Lineage: Eukaryota; Fungi; Basidiomycota; Agaricomycetes; Polyporales; Polyporaceae. Bases 1 to 918 code for a protein of 305 amino acids.